GCUUUUAUCCUUCAUAUUAUUUUCUGCCUCGUAACAUGUCUGUCUCAUCUGCAUCACCCACGUUCUUACUCUGAUACCCAACCACUGAGUAUUGGAACCAGGCUAUGUCGCUUGCUUCCGGUAAUUAUAUUGAUGCGUUGCUCUAUCCCUUCAUUGACUGAGCAGCACCAUCAGUCUGAAACUUCAAACAGUCUCUGCCAGUAGGUUGAAUAAUCAAAAUUUGUGUUCGAAUCAGUCUGCAACUUCAAAACUAGCACUGCCGGUCAUAUCAAAAUUUUACUACAUAAUUUGAAGGCAAUUUGGGUAGCAACAACUUAACUCAACUCAAUAAUUCGGUAAUUCUUUUAGGCGCGCAUUGCCAUGUGGCAGAGCAGUUACAAGCAACAGCUCAACAAGUUCUCAUCAAUUCAACUAGCUCAAAAUUCUUUCGUGUUAAAGACGAACUUCAACAGAAUUCAACAAGUUAAGUUCUCAUCGCAUUCUCAAGGUAGCUCUUCAAUGGCGAUUGUUUACUGAUUCUUCUUCUCGGAUCCUCAAUGGCGAUCGUUUACUGAGCCAACCGCAUAAAUCAUCGAAUUCGUUUCUCUUCGCGACUUGCAGGUUUGUAUCAAGUCCUAAACAUAAGGGAAGGUUGAUUCAUUUUAACUGUUCUGGACAGUGUUUAAACUGCUAGACGUCAACGAUAAUCUGAAAGUCAUAAGAUGAAUGACUGUAUGAGUUUAGAUACUGUUUUUCACAUCGAAGAUGAGGUAAAAAGGUUGCUUAAAGAGAUAGACCUGAUGAAAAGGAAUGUUCAGAACUCUAACUUCUAUGCUAAAAUGGUCUUGGGUCUCAAGAAAAUCAGCCCUCAUUUGAGUGACCUUCCAGUAGGCCCCAAUUCAAAAGCUAAGGUGGUGAUUUAUGGUUUGGGAAGCAUUGAAUUUAAUUACAAUUCACAAGUUCAGCUUGCCUUAUUUCUCCUACUAAAAGAUCGUGUUGAUUGGAUGGGCGAUAUAGAGAUCUAUGAUCCUGUGAUGUCUACCGUUGAUAUGAAAGUUUUUGGGAUAUUCGGUCUUAAGGCUCUUCACAAUGAUGAAAAUGGUAGGAGGAAAGCUCAGGGACCAACUAUGUUCUACAUGCCUACUCCUAGUUAUUUUCUUCUUGGCAACAUAUUGGAAGCAAACUGGUCUUCAUCUUCUCUUGAGCAGAUUUUUCUGCUGACAAACUCAUUGGAGGCUAUGGAAGAGGUCCUACCGUCUUAUGAUCAGUUUACUGUGGCAACAAGGAUACGCUUAUCGAUAACUCAUCUGUUCAGAAAAGAGAUUCCCAUACCAGAAUCUAGCGACUGUCAGAUGUAUCCUAGUUUGUUCCUUGGAUUUGGCUGGCAUUUCUUUAAAGGGGUCAAGAAUUUACCAGUAUGUAUCUGGUUAUACAGGCAGAGGUAUUUUGAAAUGGUCAUUAAGCAUGAUUUAAAAAGCAAGAAGAUUAGCAAGGAGUUUAAAGAAAACUUGGCUUUUAUACGUUACCCUCGUGACUUCAGAAUGUGCGCAUUGCCUCAUCAGGUUGGUUGGUUUAAGCUAAACAUCUAUGGUAUUGGCAGAAAAGAGGGUGAGCUUGGACGAUAUGGUGGCGUGUUCAAAGAUGAAGGCGGAAAUUGCUUAACUAAAUACUGUUAUAAGUUUGAAUCUAAUUUUGAAGAUGAUGUGAUAGCUGAACUGGCUAGCUUGAAAUAUGGAUUGACUUUACUGAAACCAGAGAGGUUGAUAGUGGAGUCCGAUAACAUAAUGUUGGUCCACUAUGUUAAUGGUCGCCUUAAGCCAAAUGAAAUAGUCAAAGUGAAAUUGGAAGAAAUUUUCGAGCUUCUGACGGGUAUAACUUACGUUGUAUACUAUGUCUAUGAAGAAGCCAAUAAAGUGGCUAGAGAAUGGGGGCUCUGAACAAUGAUGGAGGUGACUUGGAACAUGAUGACAAGUUCAUAGGUACAAGAUGGAGGCUGAUUUUGUGUUGUAUAUACACUAUGAUCUACUUGCAAGUGUAUAACAAUACACUAUGUAAACAAAACAUUAUGCAAUACAUUAGCCUCAUGUUUCUCGUGA
Molecule: messenger RNA, 2075 nt
Organism: Solanum lycopersicum (tomato)
Lineage: Eukaryota; Viridiplantae; Streptophyta; Magnoliopsida; Solanales; Solanaceae
Biological process (GO): microtubule-based process
Cellular component (GO): nucleus; cytoplasm
Molecular function (GO): nucleic acid binding; RNA-DNA hybrid ribonuclease activity
Source: RefSeq, a predicted model, not a curated record